CGAUUUAAGAGGGAGAAUCGAGAGAAUCUGGUUUAGAAGCAGGUGUGCUUGCUGGAGAGAUAAAAAGGUAUGUGUCCAGAUCGCUUUGCACAGCUUGAUUUGAAGUAGAUUCGAUUUUUCUCCUCGAAACAAUACUUUCAGCUUUCAUAGCAAAUUUUCCAAACAUGCAUCUCAUAAAUGGCCACGCGAUUCUGCUGAUCACCUUCUUUUUCAAACAGAGCAUUCUGGCAGCACCAACUGGAGAUCCUCUUCUUGGUUACAACCCUUCAAAUGUUGUUAUCACCCAAGAUACCGACAAUAUCGACUAUGAACUUGCACCAGGCCAAACAGAUUCAGCAACUGUAGGCGCCUCUCUGGACUUCAGCACAAUCCAGAACCCUCAACCUAUCCGGGGCUCCAAAGGUGGUACUGACCCGGGUCCAAGAACUUCGCCUUAUGAUAUCCUCAACCCCGAUAAACUUGCACCUCCGGGCACCGACCAUGGAAGUGUGAGUAACGCACAAUGGCCCAUGGGGCUCAGCCAUGCGAAAUUGGGAAUUGACCAUGCAGGCUGGUCGAGACAACAAAAUGUGGACAAUAUACCCGCAGCCACAGAAAUGGCAGGCGUGGAUAUGCGCUUGGAGGAGGGCGGUUACCGUGAAUUACAUUGGCAUAAGGCGGCAGAGUGGGCUUACAUCUUCAAUGGGAGUGUGAGACUUCAAGCUGUUAAUGAUGAAGGCCAGACUUUCGUCGAUGAUUUGAAUGCGGGUGACGUUUGGUAUUUCCCUCCAGGCGUGCCACACUCUCUGCAAGGACUGAAAGGUGGAGUAGAAUUUCUCUUGGUCUUCGAUGACGGAAGUUUCUCCGAGGAUAAUACCUUCUUGGUUUCAGAAGUCUUUGCACAUAACCCAAUUGAAGUCCUUUCCAAGAACUUCCAACUUCCCAAAUCCGCCUGGUCCGACAUCCCUUCUGGAGAACUCUUCAUUUUUCCCGGCACAAAGGCCCCCACCGAUAUAGCCGAACAGAAUAUCACCGGCUCAGCUGGUCUCGUGCCUAAAGAAUUCUCCUACUCCUAUCACCUCUCCAAAGCUCCUCUAACGCACGAUACUCCCGGUGGAACCAUCAAGAUACUCGAUCCAAAAUCCUUUCCUCUCGCCGCCCAAUUCUCCGCCGCAGUCGUAACUCUGCAUCCUGGAGCUAUGCGUGAAAUACAAUGGCAUACCACAAGUGAUGAAUGGAACUUUUUCAUAUCUGGCAGUGCGAGAAUUAGUAUAUAUGCAGCUCAGGGAUUAGCAAGAACUUUCGAUUACCGCGCGGGUGACUGUGGAUAUAUUCCUAAAGGAAUGACGCAUUAUGUUGAGAAUACUGGAAAUGAUGAUGUGACAUUCAUUGAAGUUUUGCAGGCAGAUCAUUUCUCGGAUAUUUCGGUCGGCCAAUGGGUUGGUUUGACGCCCAAGCAGAUAGUAGCUGAUACGCUUAAUUUAUCCAACGAGACUGUCUCGGCUUUUAAGAAGGAGAAGCAGUAUAUUGUGACCGGCGAUGUCCCGGAGUGAAUGGGCUCAUAGGCUUUUGAUGGUUGAAAUAUGUCUUUCGUUUUUCUGGUUCCUCAUUCGGGGGCCUUCUUUCGCUCAAUUUCGGUUGCUUUUCUUUGAAUAUACGUCUUCAUAUAUUGUUGCAACGUGAAGGAAUUUUUAGCUCUCCUGCCACUAAAGGCACAUGCAACCAUUAAGAUAGCUUUUCAACAAUUCUAUGAUUUUGUCUCGAGAAUGUUGCGUGAAUCUCGAAAAAUCAUGAUUUCUUUGUGGUGAGAAGAGGUAAAAUUAUGAAAAAGUGGAUUUCCCAGUGGAUGUAGUAAUUUGACUAUAUGUAACCUUCCUUGACUGUAAGAAAGAUUGUAAUAUGAGGCUUUUCUUGGCAGUUCGCUUCUAUGCAAUCAUCUGUUUGCCGAGUGGGUGGGGUGUGCAACGUAGCCACCUGUGUAAAACAACUUCGUACGCGAGCUAAACCAUGUGAAAAAUAUUGAAGUUCGAAGUGUUAUUUUUCAUGCCAGCGGACCCCAAAAAGGAUUAUCCAAAAUUAUUCAUCUUCCCAGAAUUUCUUCUCCACCUCUUCCAAGAGAUCCUUAACCUUCUC
This is a messenger RNA of Botrytis porri, 2112 nucleotides long. RefSeq lists its product as uncharacterized. The transcript has 4 exons. The record is from RefSeq and is a predicted model, not a curated record. Bases 165 to 1532 code for a protein of 455 amino acids. Gene Ontology annotation, biological process: oxalate metabolic process. NCBI's taxonomy places the organism in Eukaryota, Fungi, Ascomycota, Leotiomycetes, Helotiales, Sclerotiniaceae.